Molecule: messenger RNA, 507 nt
Organism: Pocillopora meandrina
Lineage: Eukaryota; Metazoa; Cnidaria; Anthozoa; Scleractinia; Pocilloporidae
Source: the annotation of a GenBank genome assembly
AUGAGUCAAAUGGCAAACGUUCGGCGUGAUAGAGAAAUUAGCCGUCUUCAAGGAUCGCAAGCUCAAAAUUGGACAAAUUGGGUAAAAGCCAUGGUCCCUCCAAAUAUUGAAGGAAAUAAUCUUGAACGACGUGGACAAGGUCAAGUUGGUUCCAUAUGCACAAACAUAAGAUCUGCUUUCCCUGACAAGGCCAGAAACUGUGGAAUUUAUGAGUGGCGAGCUAAAGGAACGUUAGACGAUCAACCCAAUUAUAUUGUUUAUGUUGGAAGCACGUGCAGGGAUAAACCAGGAGCAAUAAGGCGAAGAAUUAACGAAUACUGCACGAAUGGAUCGCAUAAAGCAAAACUCAUGAAUGAAGCUUUGACAAAGAGAUAUGAGUUAUGGGUUCGUGUUAAGACCUCGGAAGGAAGGAAUAAUGCUGAAGACAUGGAGAACAAGCUGUUAGAGAAGUAUGACUACGCCUGGAACUUUAGAGAAAACGAAGAGAUCCGACAUAUACUGCCUUGA